Molecule: messenger RNA, 2013 nt
Organism: Scedosporium apiospermum
Lineage: Eukaryota; Fungi; Ascomycota; Sordariomycetes; Microascales; Microascaceae
Product: Ribosomal protein subunit S4
Exons: 3
Coding region: 1-2013 (670 amino acids)
Molecular function (GO): protein binding
Source: RefSeq, a predicted model, not a curated record
AUGUCAACCACUUUGAGGGGAACUCCAAGUCGGUCUCAGGGCCGAGGUGCAAUCCCGUUUACGGGGAGCCCAGCUGGCUCUAGCAUCCCAAGGCCUGUUGGUGACCAUGUUGGCGGUGGUAGUGACGUGGGAACGGGAACCUCUGGUGUCAGCGCAAGUAGGCAAAAGCAGAGCAAACGAGAUGAGGCUAUUCGUCGAAAGCUGGAGAACGAUCUCUCCAAGAAGAAGAACCUGGCAACUCGUGCCCGGCACUCCCGAAAAGCUCCUCCCGGCACCGUUCUUGCCCUGAAACCGAGCCAGGCUCUCCAGAUCAAGCCUUCGACGACCGUUGCCGAGGCCGCCCAGCUCAUGGCCGCCAAGCGAGAGGACUGUGUUUUGGUCACCGACGAUGAUGAUCGCAUUGCGGGAAUUUUCACGGCCAAGGAUCUUGCCUUCCGGGUGGUCGGUGCUGGCCUCAAGGCCAACAACGUGACGAUCUCCGACAUCAUGACCAAGAACCCGCUUUGCGCCAGGACCGAUACGAGUGCGACCGAUGCGUUGGAUCUGAUGGUGCGAAAGGGCUUCAGGCACCUUCCCGUCAUGGACGAGAACCAAGACAUCUCCGGUAUUCUCGAUAUCACCAAGUGCUUUUACGAUGCGAUGGAAAAGCUGGAGAGGGCCUAUUCGUCGUCUAGGAAGUUGUAUGACGCGCUAGAAGGUGUCCAGUCCGAACUAGGAACAAGCCAGCCUCAGCAGAUUAUCCAAUAUGUCGAGGCUCUCCGAUCCAAGAUGUCUGGUCCUACCUUGGAAUCGGUCCUCACUGGAAUGCCACCUACUACGGUUAGCGUCCGCACGUCGGUGAAGGAGGCUGCCCAGCUCAUGAAGGAGAACCACACGACCGCCGUCCUUGUCCAGGACCAGGGUGCCAUUACUGGUAUCUUUACUAGCAAGGACGUUGUUCUUCGUGUCAUUGCUCCUGGUCUGGACCCGACCAACUGCAGCGUCGUCCGUGUGAUGACCCCCCACCCCGACUUUGCGCCCAUGGACAUGAGCAUUCAGCAGGCGCUCAGGAAGAUGCACGAUGGACAUUACCUCAACCUUCCCGUUAUGAAUGAUUCGGGCGAAAUUGUCGGUAUGGUGGACGUGCUCAAGCUCACCUACGCUACCCUCGAGCAGAUCAACACCAUGCAGAGCGCCGAUACCGAAGGCCCUGCUUGGAACAAGUUCUGGCUCUCCCUCGACAACGAAACCGAGUCCGCCUUGUCUGCUGAAGGUGGUAGCCUCCACCACACACACUUGGGCUCUCGAAUCAUGUCCCCCGAUCUCACCAGGGACCGCCCCGGUGACAGCCUCGCACCUGGCGACUCUGCAUCCCACGCCGGACUUGAGUCUCCCCCACGAUCUUUCGCUGGCGUUGCCCCUCCCACUGCCGCCACGCCAUUUGCCUUCAAGUUCAAGGCACCCUCUGGUCGAACUCACCGUCUACAAGUGGUUGCCUCCGAAGGCAUUGCCGCUUUCGUCGAGGGCGUGAAUGCCAAGCUUGGUAGCGAGAUAGAGACCAUUGGUGGAAGCCCUACCGUGGAGGAUGGUAAGGUUAGCGGCGGUUACGCCUUGAGCUAUCUUGACGACGAGGGCGACUCUGUGUCCAUCACGACGGACAACGAUCUCUUGGAGGCUAUUCUGCUUGCUAGGCAAAACAGGAAGGACAAGGUCGACUUGUUCGUUCAUGAUCCGGAGAAGCCUCCUGCAGCCCUUCCCAUCCCCGCCGAGUCCUCCAUUGCUACUCCCGUGGAAUCUAUCCCAUCUGGUCUCCGCGAGCGUCGCAGGGCGCAAUUUGACGAGGAUGACGAGGAGUCCUAUGAUGAGUCGGAGGAAGACCUUCUCCCUAGGAAAUCGAGGAAGAGUCGGCAGGCGCCCGUCCCCGAGCAAGUCAUUGCCGGCGUUCCCAACGAGCUCCUUCUUCCCGGUGCUAUUGUAACUUUGGCCGCUGUCAUCGUCGGUGUCUUUGUCAUCUCCAGGGCUACUAGCCGAUAA